This is a messenger RNA of Amborella trichopoda, 779 nucleotides long. The record is from RefSeq and is a predicted model, not a curated record. NCBI's taxonomy places the organism in Eukaryota, Viridiplantae, Streptophyta, Magnoliopsida, Amborellales, Amborellaceae.
AGAGAGUGACAUUUAACAGCGGCUUGUUGGUUUACUUAAUCUAGAGAGAGAAUGACAUUUAAAGGCGGCUAAUUGGGUUACUUAAUCUAGAGAGAGAGAGAGUUGAUGUGGGGAUACUGACUAGCUUAUGGGCUUCUAAGAAUUACAACUGUGUAGCUUGUUACUGGAGUCCACUGCCAAGACCUUGCAGAGGUUAGAGAGAGAGAGAAGGCUUUGUAGAGGCUAGAGAGAGGGAGAAGGCUUUGUAGAGGUUAGAGAGAGAGAGAGAGAUGGCUUCAUGGAAUUCCUUGCCUCUUGAGGUUGUGUACCAGGUUCUUGGUUGGAUCGCUUUUGUUUCCUGGUCCAUCAGUUUCUACCCCCAAGUCUUCCUCAACUAUAGAAGAAAAAGUGUCGUGGGGCUUAAUUUUGAUUUCUUGGUCCUCAAUCUCACAAAGCACUCCUCUUACCUCAUUUACAACACGUCUCUCUUCUUCAGUUCCUUCAUCCAACGCCAGUAUCGCCAAAAGUAUGGCUCCGGUGAGAUGAUUCCAGUAGCUGCAAAUGAUGUUGCCUUCUCGAUCCAUGCCGUUAUUUUGACGGCCUUUACCAUAGUUCAAGUGUUCAUAUAUGAAAGAGGAUCCCAGAAAGUUUCAAAGAUAGCAUGGCUAAUAACUGUAGCGGUGUGGGCUUUCGCUGCAGUUUGUUUCUUCAUUGCUUUGCCAAAGCAAUCUUGGCUUUGGUGCAUUUCUAUGUUUAAGUAAGCAACUUGUCUGUUUUUUAUUAUUUUUUUCUCAUAAUUG